Striga hermonthica is the source of this 766-nucleotide messenger RNA. The record is from the annotation of a GenBank genome assembly. Lineage: Eukaryota; Viridiplantae; Streptophyta; Magnoliopsida; Lamiales; Orobanchaceae.
UACUUCAAUACCGAGUACACUAGAUGUUACACCACAAAGUACUGUAACACGUAUCGCUGAUGAUGCACCUGAGCAGGUAGUACCUCGUCGUAGUGGGAGGGUUGUCCGGCAGCCCGAACGGUUCAUGGGUCUGGGAGAGUCUUCUGAGGCCGUCCCGGACGUUCUUGAAUCCGACCCAUGGACAUACAAUGAGGCACUCCAAGAUCGGGACGCAGAGUCUUGGCAAAAGGCGAUGAAAUCUGAAAUAGAGAGUCUUCGAGCAGGGCCUUGCCAAACUUCCCUAGCAAAAACCCCUGCUCGAUCAUAUGAGGAUGUGCUGAAGCGGUGCAGGAAGUAUAUUAACUUGGAGGAAAAGGAGAUGGAGUUUGCUAAGUUGGAGGGAGUGGCUCGACCAGAGCCAAAAAAGGAGAAAAGUCUGCAGAGGGGGAGAUCGCCGAGGAGGAAUUCGCCCAAGCGGAGUGGGCAGAAAAGGGCAUCACCCCAAAGAGAGAGUCGAGAUUCGAAAAGGGAGAAGAGGGAUGAAUGGCAGAGGAGGCCGAUGUUGUUUGAGAGACAGAGAUACCACACUUUCACGCCCUUGAGGAAAGACAUGACGGAGGUUCUCGAGGCCAUGGAGCAGAAGAUGUCGAGUGAGGAUGUGACUUGGCCGAAGACGAGGUUUACAGGCCCAAUUCGACCUAGGUCGAUUAUUUACUGUCGCUUUCACCGAGAUUAUGGUCAUACCACGGAGAAUUGCAGACAUUUGAAAGAUGAGAUCGAGAGGCUG